This is a messenger RNA of Suillus subaureus, 1215 nucleotides long. Its product is annotated as sister chromatid cohesion protein Dcc1. The record is from RefSeq and is a predicted model, not a curated record. Gene Ontology annotation, cellular component: chromosome, centromeric region; nucleus; Ctf18 RFC-like complex. The coding region runs from base 59 to 1159 and encodes 366 amino acids. NCBI's taxonomy places the organism in Eukaryota, Fungi, Basidiomycota, Agaricomycetes, Boletales, Suillaceae. Gene Ontology annotation, biological process: mitotic sister chromatid cohesion; maintenance of mitotic sister chromatid cohesion. The transcript has 6 exons.
ACGUGCGAGCGUGACCAGCGCGUCGAAGUUUCUCGACAUAUCCAAGACCCAUACCACAAUGAGCGAACUGGAUCUCAGAUUGUCCGCAGCUACUGCUCAGGAUACAGGUUCUUUUAGGCUUGUGGAGCUUCCUCCAGAGCUGUGUCAAAUAAUUGAAUCUACUUCUGAGAAAACUGCUAGCCUCUUCAUCAAAGGGCACCCGACCGAGGACGCGGUACUAUGUACAUCAGAAAAGACAUAUGCCGUCCGUUCUGUCGUGCUGUCCAAUACCGUGCUGGUCGUGACACCCUCCAGAUCGGAUCCAGAUGGGACCGUGCACAUCCGAGACCAGUUGCACGAAAUAUUGGAGCUAGUGCCUGUGGUACCGAAGUUGCACAAGCUUUCUAUCCUGCUAAGGAACAUGGAAUAUGACGAAGGAGAUGAGGACAGGCAGGCAAUCAUGCCAAAGUAUAGCUACGAGCAGGCUCGUAGCGAAAUUCAGGCUAGCGAAGCUGAGUUUGUCCGCGGUCUGAAAGAGAGACGCAUCCUCAUACUUGAAGGGCAGCUACGGCCUAUAGCCCCAGCGCAUCUUAGCACUAUUCUCGAACUGCUGUUAAAUUACUUGAUAUCCUUGUCCCUCUCACACCAAGCUGCUGCGGUCGAGGAGCUGGUGUCUGUACUUGCUGAUGAACAUGAAAUACCCCGCGCAGUAUCGAACCAAGUCAUCUCCUGGUUUGGGGAUGUAAAAGAAGGUCUGUGGAAAAUGAACGCAGACGCUGUGAUCAGAGAGCUUGGAGUAGGGAUUCUCCGCCAUCAUAGACAUAACCCUAUCUCUGAGAACGAAUUCCUCAAGAAAUGGAAAAACGUAGUAGGGGACACUUUCGAGUCUUCUGUGAAGCUAUCCCUUCUUUCGGGAGACUACCUUCAAAAUCUAUCUUCGAACGGGGGGGAAGCGAUAUUGACGUAUUUCCCAUCUUCCGCAUUGCCGGUCGACCCAGCCGCAAGAUUCGUUGAGCUAUUUCUGACUCGCCAACGAUGGAAACAUGAGGAGAUCGAGCAUUUCUUACUUGACAUUGCCGUUAACUCCAAGGAAAGAGAUAAACUACUCCUCAAACAUGCCAGAGCUCUGACUGAUACUGAGGGGGUAUGGUACACUGCGAGAGUAAGUUACAACAACUGAAAUUUACAAUAGCAUAUCCACAUAUGGGAGACAUAUGCGCGACUAUAGUAUUUAUU